Molecule: messenger RNA, 2607 nt
Organism: Teleopsis dalmanni
Lineage: Eukaryota; Metazoa; Arthropoda; Insecta; Diptera; Diopsidae
Exons: 6
Coding region: 657-2420 (587 amino acids)
Biological process (GO): proteolysis
Molecular function (GO): serine-type endopeptidase activity
Source: RefSeq, a predicted model, not a curated record
GAUUGCUAACGAAAAAAGUUGUGGGAAAAUCUAAUCACACGUUCGCCGUGCAAGAGUUUACCUUUGCUCUUGAAGUGAUGUUAUGUUAGUGAUACUCUAAUCUAUUAUUGCAAUGAACCUGAAAUACGAACGUAAGAACGUACGAACAAACGAACAAAAUUUAUAAUUUUAUUCAGAUUAUACUUUAAUACAAAAGCCGCCUGCACUCCUCUUCAGCUUAUUUGCGAGCUUAUCGCGUAUUUUUGAAAACUUUGUUUUACCCAUGACUAACACACGCCGCACAUUCUUAUUCUCACACAGUUUGGUUUUACGCCAGAGCAAAAGCGUAAUUUUACUAGAUACUUAGUUCGUGCAUAAAUGCGUCUGAGCAGAUACAUUCCACAGCAGAAACCUUAGUGCGCUCAAACCGAAACUUGCCUUAAUCCAACGAGUUUCGCAGCUUUCAAUCAGUGCUCAGUGUUCGCGUCGAUCGGGCGCUUCACGCUUAGUAGGAAAUUUCAUGAAGACAGUGAUCGCGUAUAAUUCUAAAUUCUAAAUUCUUUUUAAAUCUUUUUUUGAAUUAAUUUUAUAAAUUCAUAAUUAAUUUGAAUACUACCUUGUGUUUUGAUUAAAGUGUGCAAUUUAAGUAUUUUGUGUUUCAUCUUAUUUUAACGAAGAUGCUUCGAUUGCUGCGUUUGCCUUUGUUAAUUGUCACGACUGCGUUUCUGUGGGAUUUACCCGUCAUUUUCGCACAACUGCCACCGAUAGAAUGUCCCCAAUACUUUAGGUACCUGCGGUCAAAUAAUGAAAAUUUCGGUUUAGUUACACUUCCGAACAGUCUAUACACUGGAGGACGUCUCAACGUAAACGUAAAACUCUCUCAGCGUGAAAUAUUUAACGGCAGAAAUUUUGGACUUGCGCUCUACGAAAGCCUUGACAGAUCAGUGCAGAAUAUCCAAAACGGAGAAAGUGUUCAAUACAGAUUCAACUUUCCAACACAGAGUGAGAUUCCGAAACUCACUGGCAUUGUCGUAAAUGGGGAAACAAUUUGCUCCGGCAGUGGAUAUUCGCCUCCCAAUAUAAAUUUUAAUGCCGAACACACAAUAUCAUAUCCAUCGGGAAGAAGACCGGUUGCUACAGCGCCUAACCCGCCACCGAGUUCAAGCGUUGGUUCAAGCGGUGGUUCAAAUUAUGGUUCUUCAGGUAGUUGCGCCAGUUACUUCAAAUAUGAAAGGGCGAACAAUGAGAAUUAUGGUGUGAUAACCCUGCCGAAUCAACUUUUCACCGGCGGCAAACUAAGGGUAGAAGGGAAGCUAAUACAGAAUAACAUCUUCAAUCAUAGAAACUUUGGAGUUUCCUUAUACAAAAGCCUGGAUGAUUCAGUGCGUGACAUAAAUAAUGGUCGACCUGUUAUGUAUCGCUUCAAAUUUCCUGAACAAAACGAACUGCCUAGAAUUCAGGAAAUCAAUGUAAACAACAACCGAAUUUGCAAUUCUGGUGGUGAUUCGUCCGGAAGCAUGAGAUUCAGUGCGGAGCAUACCAUUAGCUGGACUGAUUCAGGCAGACGUCCUUCAGUUCCGUCACCAGUACCAUCACCAGUGCCAGCACCUCCAGCACCACCCCCACAACCAAUAAUACCUGAAAUUCCUGACGAUCUUAACAAUAUAUGUGGACGCAAAAUUGGUCAACUUACCCCUUUCAUACAUCAUGGCAGAGAAGCCAAGCCGGGCCAGUUCCCUUGGUUGGCAGCUGUCUUUCACAGAGAAGCAGAUGGUCCCCAUUUCAUAUGUGGUGGAUCACUUAUCUCUGCGCGUACAGUUAUUACUGCAGCACAUUGCUUUUUACUUCAACAUAUAGACAAAAAUGCUGCAUUUAUAGAACUGGGAAGCUACAAUCGCACUGAUUCAAGGGACACUGCAAUAGCAGUGAGAAUAGACAAUAUUGUAACUCAUCCCAAUUAUAAUGAAAAACAGUUACCAGAUGCAGAUAUCGCUGUGGUGCAUUUAAGUACAACAAUACGAUUUAAUGAUAAUAUUAGUCCAAUUUGCUUGUGGACCGAGAAAGUUGAUUUAUUUUAUAUAAAAGACCAAGAAGGUAUAGUUGCUGGCUGGGGAUCAUUGGAAAACAAUGUACUAACCUCGCCAACACCUAGAUACGUUUCUGCCCGAAUCGUUGAUAAUGAUGAAUGCGUUCAGUCAGCAGAUGGAUUCAGAAAAAUGACAACUAGGAACACACUAUGUGCGGGGAAUAGAGACAACAGUGGACCUUGCAGUGGUGAUUCCGGUUCGGGUCUCAUACUACGCAGAGACAAUCAUUGGACGUUGAGAGCAAUUGUAUCGUUAGGCCAAACAGUGCUGGGUAGAUGUAAUCUUAAUCAGUUUGUUAUAUAUACUGAUGUGGCAAAACACAUUACGUGGGUGCGAACCAAUAUACUCUAUUAAUUUGUCCUAACUAUAGAUUCAACUUUAUAGAUAUGUAAUUAAAAUUUUAAGUUUUAUAUUAAAGCUAGUACAAAAUUCUAAAAAACUCGCCAAAUUGACAUGAACAUGCUUAAAUUUUUGUGAACACUUUUAUACAUCAACUAAAUUAAGAAUAAAACUGAAACAAAAAUCAUUUAGAUUAGUUUAG